Messenger RNA from Oreochromis aureus, 4839 nucleotides. RefSeq names its product syndecan 3 (gene sdc3). Bases 523 to 1818 code for a protein of 431 amino acids. Gene Ontology annotation, biological process: cell migration. Lineage: Eukaryota; Metazoa; Chordata; Actinopteri; Cichliformes; Cichlidae. The transcript is spliced from 5 exons. The record is from RefSeq and is a predicted model, not a curated record. Gene Ontology annotation, cellular component: cell surface; membrane.
CCCAGGCCAGCGUCGCCAUACGGAACAUACUGCCCCAACGGAGAGGGGGAGGAGAGAGAGAGAGAGCCUGAGAGUGUGUGUGUGUUCAGAGAGAGGGAGAGAGAGAGAGGUAGAGAGAGCUCGUGCGUGUAUUAAGAGAGCGAGAGAGACGAGGUCUGGCUUCUUCUGGUAGUAAAUUAUCAGAUUUCGAGCGCAAAAACUCGCAGAAACAGACAGAUCGGGAGGCCUCGUGGAAAUCUGCUUCAGCGGUGACCGGAACCAGCAGCAGGAGCGCGUGAAGCCUUGGAUUAAAAAGCCCGACUACAAGGACGGAUGGUCGCGCAGACGGGCGGCGCGCUCUGAAGUUGGACAGACUACCGAGGCACCGAGAGCGAGGAGCCGGCGACAGCACAGCCAGCAGCAGCUUUUUUUUUCUUUUUUUGGGGGUCCCUCCACCUCCCAGAACCCCCCCACCCCUCCCACACCGGUAAAGGCAGCAGCAUCGGCGGCGGCAUCGGGAGGCUGUGCCCGCGCACCCCGACCAUGGAGCUGCCUUGGCUGCUGGCGCUCACGGCGCUGCUUGCUCACGCCACCACGGGACAGAAGUGGUCGCUGCCUAUCGAUGACGAAGGGUCGGCGAGAGAUGAAUUUUACGACGAUGAGGAUCUCUACUCGGGCUCUGGCUCUGGCUUUCCUGAGAUCGGUAUGAGGCCAACAUCAGUAGCUGUCACGUUCACCACAGAGGAACCCCUACUUCUCUCCACGACCCAAGCAACCGACCUCGCUCCCUCUGCACCGCCUGCAGCAGAGCCUAGCCCCAACCCAGAGGACCCAACGACCACCCCUCUUCUCACCGAGGCUGAGGGAGAGAGCGGCGUGUUCUUGGAUAGGGACCUGGAGAGGGAGAGGGAGCUGGAACAGGAGAGGGAGAGAGAAAGGGAGAGGGAAAGGGAGCGUGUCCGAGAGAUGGAGCGAGAGAAGGAGAGGGAGAGAGAGAGAGAGAAGGAGAGGGAGAGGGAGAGAGAGCGGGAGAGGGAGAGAGAGCGGGAGAGGGAGAGAGAGAGGGAACGUGAGAGCGAGCGACAGAGAGAGCUGGAGAGAAUCCAGGCCGCCGCCCAGACCACUGCCGCGCCCCGGUCCCCUGCUGCCGUUCCUAUGGUCACCACCAAUCCUGCAGCCAGUCCUGCCGAAAGUGCAGCGCCCUCUGCUGGUUCAGAUGACCUGAGCGCCACAGAAGAAGAGGAGGACAUCUACCUUUCGCCUGAGCCCAGCUUGCUUUACCCAGGAUUCACUGACGAAACCACUACAGAAGAAGACAUGUCCAUCACACCAGAGUCAACUCCUGAGCCCACCACAGCUGCAACAACCAUUGCUACCACUGUCAAGACCAGGACCCCCUUCAGGCCCAGGGUUCCCAUGAUGACAACGACUCAGGCGGUGCCAACAGAGAGAACGACCCGCCCACAGCAGCCCACAACAACACAGGAGGGUACCAACGAAGUGGGUGCUGCAGGACCAAGUGGAGAUUAUGAAAUCAUGGAUGGACGCCGCAAUAAUCUUGGCAGCGAAAUGGCAGGAGGUCCCGAUCUUAUCGGCAACUCUGUGGACGGAGGCAGCUCCGCGGCCCAGCUACCGCAGAAGAACAUCCUGGAGAGAAAAGAGGUCUUGAUAGCGGUGAUAGUGGGAGGCGUGGUGGGCGCCCUGUUCGCUGCCUUCCUGGUGAUGCUGCUGGUGUACAGGAUGAAGAAGAAGGACGAGGGCAGCUACACGCUGGAGGAACCCAAACAGGCCACCGUCACCUACCAGAAACCGGACAAGCAGGAGGAGUUUUAUGCAUAACACUGACACGCCAGAGAGACACGCCGCACACCGGGAAGAGAGAAAGAGCGAGCAAGAGAAGAGCGAAAGAUACUCUAUAAGUCCUGCCCUUCCUCCUCCUCCUCCUCCAUCCUUCCUACUCCUCUUCUUUUCCCCCCACCCUCCUUAUCUGCUCGGGUCUCCUCAUCCCUCUCUCCUCUCGUCUCCAGUAUACUUGAGAGCGCCUUUCUCUCUGCGGACUUGGAACCUUCUUUUCAAAGAAAACGAGAAAAAAAAGAGGACAAAAAAAAGGAAAAAAAAUCCAAAUAUAUUCAGAAAAAAAAUAACACGUACACGCGAGAUGUUUUUAAAGUAAAUGUUGUUAUUAAUAUUCUACAGAUUCUCUUGUUCUGUAUGUAAUGAUAUGAUUAUUUUGUAAGAAAACAAACAAAACAAAACACAUGUUCUUGUAACCUGUGUUUUCCAGCACACACACACACACAAAAAGAGCGAGAGAGAUCCUCUUCUGUUUUUAACGGAGCAAAUCAGAAAAAAAGGCCUGAAAGGGGAGAGGAGAGGGGUGGAGACGGGUGGAGUGAGCCUAUGGACAGACUAUUAGAUCGGGCUCCACUCUGCCCCUCACCACCACCACCCCCACUCCACACAUACACUAAAAAAAAAAGAAAAGAAAAAAAAAAGAAAAACGAACCAUACAGAGCGUCUGGUUGGCCGCACAGAGCCCAGGGUCAAAGGUGAGAGGAAAGGUCUCUUUUGUGUGCCUUCCGUCAAUCUGGUGCUCAAAGACACACAAACGCACGUCCACAAAGCCACGCAUAAACACACGCUAACACACACACACACAUACGCGCGCACACACACUCGUAUCUGCUCGAAGGUGGCGCUGACCUCUCGCUCUGUGCUCGGCCAACCAGAAAACGGUGCUCAGCGCUCGGCGUGUUUCACAACGUCAAGGAGCCGCUGUGGAGACACCGGCAGGCCCCCCUCCCUCUGCUCCUCUAAGCUGUAUAAAGACUAGUUAUGGAUAGUAAUAAUAAUCAAUAAUAUAUCAAUGUUCUUGGGCUGGAUGGUGAACAAUAAUAAUAAUGAUGAUGAUGAUAAUAAUAAUGCCGUAAUAAUAAUAAUAAACAGGAGGAUGUGUAUUUAGCAUUUUAAAAAAAGAAAAAAGUUUAUAUGUAAAUAUCAGCGUAUCCUUUCUGGCGUCACUAACCAUCUGCAUGACCAUGAAGAGUUUUUAUCCAUCACAUCACGUCAUCCCUUUAGAUGAGCUGUGCUCUUGUCACACACACACGUACGCACGCACACACACCAAACACACAACAGCUGAAAUAAAACUCGCAGCGCACUCAAACACACCACCACGCCGACGUUAAGUAGACUGCAAAUCAUAUCACACGAGCGCAUAUCGAACCCCUCGUCGUCGUCGUCACCAUCACCGUCAUCAUCGUCGUCAUAGUGAUAGUCAUCACUUGUGAUUUCCAGCAAGAUCAGGUGGUUUCAAUGUUAUUGGUUAGUUAUCGAUCAGUUGCCGGUUGGUUUAGAGUUUGGUCUGUUUGUGUAAAAGCACAACUCCACGUCCGGCCAUCAUCCGAUAAACCCCUCCACCCCACCCCUCUCACACACACACAUACACACACACACACACAUAAAUGCACACACCCUUUUGCAUGCCUCACCUUAUGAGUUUUUUUUUUCUUUCUUCCAUCAUUGGCUCUCUGUUUGGGGAUGGGAGGGGCCUCUUGGAAGUGUGAGGGGCUUUAAUGAAAUAUUUUUUUUUUCAAAGUUGCUCCCACGUGCACUAAUUCAGUCAUAACAUUUGCCGUUAGAGCUUUGGUUAUGAGAGGAAAAUGAAUUAGUGUUUAUGAGGUCAACGUUAACCUGCCGUGGGAGCAUUUUGGGGGAGGGAAGGGGAGGGGAGGGGACAACGUGAGGAGACAGGCGGCCUGUGCUUCUAUCUAAGAGAUUGUAACAAUAAACACACCAGUGCGACUGGGCUAGUAGCUUCUAUUAUACUCAGUACUGUAGAACAAAAAUGCAUGGGAGUCAAAACUAUACUCGUCUGGGUGUGUGCGGAUGGCUCUGUGUGUGAGUGUGUGUGAGUGUGUGUGUGCAUUUUUUUCUGUCCAAGUGUGCGUCUUUGAAAGAAGAGAGGGGCGAGUUAAAGCUGGAAUGUACUGUGGUCGAGUGUUUGUUUACCUACUCCAGCAGUUCUCACGCUCUUCCACAUGCAGGUAACACACCUCUUCCACUCCUGUGUGUGUAGUUACCUGGGCCCUCUCCUUCCAUCCCUCCCUCCCUCCCUCCCACCUUCCCCUCGCCAGUCCGAGAAUACCUGUGCGCGCCUGUGUCUGCACCUCAUCUAAACCUGCUACCUGUGUGUUUGCGUAUGCAUGAGUGCUUCACCUUGAUAUUUCACAGCAGACUCUUGUGUACACUGACUAGCCUGUCGAUGCGAGUGUGUGUCUGCGUGCGUGUGUGUCUGCGUGCGUGUGUUUCUGCGUGCGUGAGGGUGUGUUUAGUCUGUUCACUGCUGAAUGUGGGGCGGCUCGUCCCUCACAGUGGCUAUCACACACACUGACCGUGUCUUUUCACUGUCUGUCUGACUUGUCUACCUGUCUGUCUGCCGCAGGACAGAUGGACAGACAACACGCCACUUUCUCACAGGCAGGAAUGAUAUAAACACGUACUGUCUUUUCUAAAAGUGACUGUCAAAGUGUAAACGUGUGCGUUUGUAGCCAUUUAAGCCUGCGUAGCCAAAUAAGACGUGUGUGCGUGUCUGAGAGAAAGAGGGUAAAUUUGUAUGUGUGUGUGUGUGUGAGUGUUAGUGUGCAUGUUUGAGAGUGUGUGUGCGCGUGUGUGUGUGAAGCCCAGUGGAGGCUACACUACUCUAUGUUUGCUGUUCCCAUUCCUGUUUUUAUACAUUUGCAUUUUUUAAGGCUGAGUUUCUGUCAUUGGCUGAGUGAGCGAAAGGAGGCGGAUCCUCCACGCCACCGCCCUGUCACUAAUCUGCCACUCUGUUCCAAAUAAAAAACCUGAUUGGGUAAA